This is a messenger RNA of Arachis ipaensis, 471 nucleotides long. RefSeq lists its product as uncharacterized. Lineage: Eukaryota; Viridiplantae; Streptophyta; Magnoliopsida; Fabales; Fabaceae. The record is from RefSeq and is a predicted model, not a curated record.
AUGAUUGAGUCCCAGAGGUUGUAUGAGAUUAGAAUGAAGCAAAGUACAAUUAGAGGAGAAGUCCUUCAAGGAAUAGAGGAGGCUAUGUGUCAUGGCGAUGACGAAGCUUCUUCAAUUGGGACACGAAUCAUUUUGCCUUCCUCCUUCACUGGUGGUAGACGUUAUAUGUUUAACCGUUGUCAGGAUGCCAUGGCGAUUUGUAAACAUUUUGGGUAUCCAGAUUUAUUCCUCACUAUUAUGUGUAAUCCAAAUUGGCCUGAGUUUCAGCGGUUCAUGGAGCGAGAGCAAAUUCCCAUCGCUGAUCGUCCUGAUAUCUCUUGUCGUGUCUUUCAUGCCAAGUUGAAGUGCCUCCUUAGCGAUCUCAAGGAAGGUGUGUUUUUUGGUCCACUUAAUGCAGGUAUGUUCUUUUCUCGCUUAGCAUUUCAAUUUCUGUCUGUCGUCUUCAGACAUGUAGUUGUCUGGCUUCUUUAG